AUGUAUUUGGAGGGGGCGCGGUGGGACGCGGCGGAGCACACUCUCACGGAGUCGCGGCCAAAGGAGUUGUACGUGAAUAUGCCGCUCGUGCACCUCGACCCGAUGGUCGACCGCGUCAGUGACCCCAACGAUUAUGUGUGCCCGGUGUACAAGACACUGACACGUGCCGGUACGCUGAGCACGACGGGUCACUCCACAAACUUUGUGCUCUCGAUUAGCAUCCCCACCAAGGUGGAUCCAGAGCACUGGAUCAAGCGUGGUGUGGCGUGUGUGGUGUCGCUGAACUUUUAG
Molecule: messenger RNA, 291 nt
Organism: Trypanosoma grayi
Lineage: Eukaryota; Euglenozoa; Kinetoplastea; Trypanosomatida; Trypanosomatidae
Product: dynein heavy chain
Exons: 1
Coding region: 1-291 (96 amino acids)
Biological process (GO): microtubule-based movement
Cellular component (GO): dynein complex
Molecular function (GO): dynein light intermediate chain binding; dynein intermediate chain binding; minus-end-directed microtubule motor activity
Source: RefSeq, a predicted model, not a curated record